This is a messenger RNA of Zymoseptoria tritici IPO323, 792 nucleotides long. RefSeq lists its product as uncharacterized. The annotation marks the transcript as partial. Gene Ontology annotation, molecular function: GTPase activator activity. The transcript has a single exon. The record is from RefSeq and is a predicted model, not a curated record. Lineage: Eukaryota; Fungi; Ascomycota; Dothideomycetes; Mycosphaerellales; Mycosphaerellaceae. Gene Ontology annotation, cellular component: GATOR1 complex. Gene Ontology annotation, biological process: negative regulation of TORC1 signaling; positive regulation of autophagy.
GAAUUGAUGUUUCGAGAUCAAUACCUUUCUCGAGCGGACAUGUGGCAGCUACUGGGCCGUGUGCAGGAUACGGUGCUGUAUCGAGGACAAGUGCUGAAUUAUCUCGGAAAUGCGACUGCGGAAGUCAAACACAUCUACAUUUCUGGGAAUGAAGUGGAGUCUGGAUUCUGCUCUCAUCCACAAACGAAAGCCAUCUUCCGGAGCGCAAGCGCGAGAUACACGAUUUUAGUCGAAAUCUCGCAAGAAAUGCUGUCAAGCUGGAGCAAUGGCGAGUUGAUGUAUGAGCGACUUCUCAAUGGCUUCUUACCCGACUUAUUCAAUCGAUGGAAGACGUUGAAGGUCAGGCAUCAGGUGUCGGUCAUCUUGUUCGGCCGAUCAAAGGUGGCCAACGGAAAUGGAAAGCACGAUUCUUACGAGUCGGGCCACGGCGAGGACUUCUUUCACGUCUUGGUGUCCGAAAUCGUGAGCUCGAACUGGCCAUUGAUCAUCCGCAAGCUCAAGCAGGCAUUUAACGAUCGCACGCUUUCGCGGGCGGUAUCUCUAGCAGCUGAGAGUAACAUGCUGGAAGCUAUCCACUUGACUGCAUUGGACUUCUCGGACGAUCAAACGGAUACUCAUCUCAUGAGUACGGGGACAUCCAUCAUCGCAGUCACUGCGGGCACUGGGCUGUUCGACGCGGACCACACGUUGUUGAAACAAACCACCGACCUUCUUAUCGGCAAUAGCAUCGGCGUUGAUAUUGUCGCAUUGUCACCUAGACCACUGACGCCCGUACCUCUAUUCAAGUACGAC